Molecule: messenger RNA, 972 nt
Organism: Talaromyces proteolyticus
Lineage: Eukaryota; Fungi; Ascomycota; Eurotiomycetes; Eurotiales; Trichocomaceae
Product: putative endo-arabinase
Exons: 2
Coding region: 1-972 (323 amino acids)
Biological process (GO): carbohydrate metabolic process
Molecular function (GO): hydrolase activity, hydrolyzing O-glycosyl compounds
Source: RefSeq, a predicted model, not a curated record
AUGCUUUCAUUAUCUCACCUUGCAGUCCUCGGACUCAGCCUCAUUCCAGCCGUCUUUUCCUCUCCCCUACUACCGUCUAGCAAACGAAGCGGAAACUUUAAACUUGCCCUAAACACAGAUUUCCCCGACCCGGCUUUCAUCCAGCAUACUGACGGAUCUUGGUACGCCUUUGGCACCAACAGUAAUGGAAAACGCAUCCAAGUCGCCCAUUCAAAUGACUUCGAGUCUUGGACCCUGCUUGAUUUAGAAGCUCUCCCAACACUGUCUGGCUGGGAGACGGAGGUGAACCACUGGGCUCCAGAUGUGAUUAGACGGUCUGAUGGAAACUACGUCAUGUACUAUUCCGCCGAAUACUCAGGUGGCAACGGACACCACUGCAUCGGAAUCGCCUUGGGCGGCACCAACCCUGCGGGCCCCUACAUUCCAGUGUCCAACACGCCAUUCACCUGCCCUCUCGACCAAGGCGGAGCGAUCGACGCCGCCGGCUUCCAAGACUCCGAUGGAUCUCGUUACGUGGUUUACAAAAUCGACGGCAACGGGGGCGACUGCGUCAACGGAGGUACGCUCGCUACUUCAACACCGAUUAUGCUCCAGCCAGUCAAAGACGACGGCGUCACAGCCGUAGGAAAUCCAACGCAGAUCCUUGACCGAGACGAAUCUGAAGGACCUCUGAUUGAAGCCCCCUACUUGACAAGGGACAGCGAAGGAACUUACAUCCUUUUCUAUUCGAGCCACUGCUUCAACGACCCGAAAUACGACGUCCGCUAUGCGACGGCGUCGAGUAUUGCAGGGCCUUAUACUAAGGCGGGAUAUUCCUUGGUCGCGUCGACUGACCAGGUGUCCGGGCCUGGCGGAGCCACGGUCAAUUCCGAGGGGAAGAUGUUGUUCCAUGGAUGGUGCAAUGGUAACAGUGCCAGGUGUAUGUAUUCUGCUCAUCUUGAGCUUGCCGGUAAGACGGUCACUCUGGCGUGA